Molecule: messenger RNA, 1554 nt
Organism: Phytomonas sp. EM1
Lineage: Eukaryota; Euglenozoa; Kinetoplastea; Trypanosomatida; Trypanosomatidae
Source: the annotation of a GenBank genome assembly
UACGUUCUCAACAAUUUUGCGGAUCCUUCGGAACCAUUACAAAGGGAUAAAAAGAAAAAAUAUACGAACUUCUGCAAUGGAUACUUCACAAAAAUGCAAUGAUGGUGCCUUUUUCUAUUCUACUCGUACUAUUGACACAUUGAAAGGUCAAGACUCCCUGCGUGAGGUACUUGAAAGACGGGCAAGAGAGGGGUUCGCCACUAGUGCGUACUGGGGAACGACGGGUGAGGUACCUCCACGUGAAGCGGACGAUGUCGUCAAUCACAACACAUUUCGUUUUUCUAGUGAACUAGGGCGAAAACUGGUUCCCUUUCCAAAGGAACAGACCAGCCUUCCACGAAUGCUAGACGCUACAUUGAAAGGUUUCCACAUCACUUCGAAACCGGAUGGAUCCUUUCUUGAGCCAGAUAAGCUGAUGAAUGACGCACAGUUGCAAAAGCUGAAAGAGGGGGAUGUGAAUGCGGAAGAUACACCUGAUGGAAUUAGGGUGAAGCCACGUUUCUUGAAUACCGUUUCAACUGCGCAUCGACUGCCCUCUGGCUUUAGCGGCGAUGUCAUGGAUGCUUUCCGUGAAGGUCAAAUGAAAGAGAAUGACCUUCAACAAAGGCUUUCAGAGCUCAAAAAACAACCUUGUAGGUCAACCGAACCCGAUGGCUAUCGGCUCACUUCCGAGGAUUACUGUGAUAUGUCUAAAAUUGACCCUUCCUCUUAUAGAGUAAUGGAGAAGAAUCCGGAGGAUCCCAGUACCGAAUUGGAAGUUUAUCGAAGCCGGUACAACAAUGUCGAGCGCGAGGGCCCGAAACGACGUGAACAUACCUUCCAAGUUCUACAAAAAGAACGAAAUGUGAAUGUAGAUGAGCUUCGCAGCACGCUUUCUAAAAAAUUAGGAGACAGUCUACCGCGAGGAUAUGCCCCUUAUUCAGCCAAAGAGUGGAUGAGCACUACACAUCGCGAGCAUGCCGCCUACGACCCUACCAGGGCUGAGAAAAUGAACGAUUCGUAUGCAACAUGCCCUCUGCGCAACACUAAUUAUGCUCUAUCAGAGGAAUUUAGAAAUUCUUUGACUCAACAAAAAGAGCGAUUUGAUCGUCGAUACGAUGGUGCAUUCGCAACUGAGUACGCAGACAACUACCAGGACCGUUUCGAUCCAUCUAAAGUAAACAAGGAUCAUGGUGUCAAAAAGGUAUUCGACAUCCGAAAUGGAAUUUACACAAUCAAUCAUGUAUACCAUCAUCCCCGCAGUGAUGUUACAACGGGCGAGACGUAUGCGCCUUCAGAACUCGUUCCGGGCCAGUACACAACCAUGUCAAAGGAAUCUCUUCGCGCACGAAAUACCGUAGACAGAGUUAGAUGUUAAGCGAGGGAAGCUUACUUAUCUUUAAAAAUAUGCAUUGGAUUCUCGAUUUGUUAGAAUUGCAUGUAAAUUGUGUAUUUAUAAGGGAACACAGUGUAGAUAUGUAGAUAUUUUUAUCCCUACCCGUACCCACACAAAUUAUUGACUAUACGAUCAAAUCUGUAGUAAUAGCUUUCUUUUUUUCAAAUAAUGACAAAUAA